UGGUCAUGUGACCACAUAUUUUUGAAGAGGCAUCCAUUUCGAUCAUCCUGCAAAGAAGGGAGUCACAUGGCUUGAGAGACCAAAAUCCAUCAUGCCACGCACAUACAAAAGGAAGACAGACAGGGUUUCAACUCCUCUUGAGGAGUUGGAAAGAGCAGUGAAAGAGGUGCAACAGGGGAAGACCAUACGUCAGGUUGGAAAGGAGAUGAAGAUCUGCAGGAUGACCAUAAAAAGACAUAUGGAUAAGAAAAAAAUAGGAGAAGUAACAAAGCCAGGCUAUGAAAGAACAGCAGUCGCCAAACGAGUCUUCAAUGAGAACAUGGAGAAAGAGCUGGCUGACCAUAUUAAGACACUAGCAGCAAUGUUUCAUGGCAUAGGUGUCAUGAAAUGCCGUGAACUGGCUUUUGAGUUCGCACAAAGAAAUAGCAUUGACAUGCCUGCCAGCUGGACCAGAGACGAAAAAGCAGGACCUGAUUGGUUCAACGCCUUUAAAGCACGCUACCAUUUGGCAUGCCGCGUUCCUGAAGCAACCUCUCUUGGAAGAGCUACUGCCUUUAAUAAGCACAACGUGGGGGAGUUCUUUGAUAACCUCUCUAAAGUGAAGGACAGGGACAUCUUCCCGGAAGAAGACUAUGCACCAUCAAUGGUGACAGACAGGGCAAAUCCAGAAGAUGAACCCAGUGCCACUGCUGACCUGCCUGGAGAAGAGCCCUCCACCAGUGCAGCUGCUCACCUGCCUGGAGAAGAGCCCUCCACCAGUGCAGCUGCUCACCUGCCUGGACCAUCUCAUGAGCCAACACAUGUCACAGCAGAUCCAGACCCAGGAGAGCCACCUGCCACUCUGACAAAUCCCGAGCACUUAUCAAGUGACAAAUCUGGUUCUUCUGCUCACUUGGGUUAUGUGUCUCCAGAAGUCAUUCUUCCCUUGCCAAAAGCCACAGAAAGAAAAAAAAAAUGUGUAAGAAAGAAAGUGAAAACAAGAAUCGUGACCGACACACCUGAGAAGAUGGAGUUGGAGAAGGCUCACAAAGAAAAAGAAGAUAAAAAGGCUGAACAGGAAAAGAAAAAGAAUGAAAGAGAGAAGAAAAGGGCUCUGAAAGCUGCAAAUCAAACCAAAACCAAGAAGAAAACAGCUGUGUACAGUAGCUCAGAAGAAAGCUCCACCACCAAUGAUGAGGCAGAAGAUGGUCUGGAGAAGACACACAGCAGAGAAAAGGAACGGGCUGAGAAGAAGAAAAGGAGUGGAAAUAAGAAGGGGGCUCUGAAAGGGUCAAAACCAACCAAGCCCAAAAAGAAAGUGCUCUCCAGUAGCUCAGAAGAGAGUGACUUUCCGAUUCCACUUAGCGAUACCACUCAUUAUGAGAGUUCAGAUGUCCAGAGUGAUGAUGAUGAUGGUGACAAGGAUCUGUCUGCUGGUGACUUUGUCAUUGUGAAGUUUGCAGGUAAAAAAUCCAAAUGCUAUAACUAUGUUGGAUUGGUGGAGAAUGUUGAAGGUGACGAGAUCAGUGCAAAGUUUCUGAAGCAAAGUUAUAAGAGGUCUGUUGAUGGAAAGCCCAUCUUCACAUUUAGAGAGAAUGAUGAAGGAGUCAUCCCUAGAGGUGAUGUGCUCAAGAAACUACCCACACCACAAAAACUUGGUGGUACAGCCAGAAGGGAGUAUAAAUUCACAUUCCCCUGCAGCAUUGACAAGUGGGAUGUUCAGUAGUAGGCCGAAUCUGUGAAGAGAUUCAGAUGCAGAUGAUUUGCUGCUCAUUUUUAAAGUGGCCUUUGAUGUUGUUAAAACUUUAAAUAAACAUUAAAUAAAUAAUUUUGUAUUGAA
Molecule: messenger RNA, 1819 nt
Organism: Gymnodraco acuticeps
Lineage: Eukaryota; Metazoa; Chordata; Actinopteri; Perciformes; Bathydraconidae
Exons: 5
Coding region: 92-1705 (537 amino acids)
Source: RefSeq, a predicted model, not a curated record